UUUAUUUACAUUAUAUUAAUAUUAUUUUCUAUAUUGCCAAAAAUAUAUGUUAUUAAAAGAUUAAACUAAAAUUAUAGGUGGGAAAAUACGCAAUAAUGGAAACCGUUGCUAAAGAUUUACGUGGUCUAAGAGCUUGUUUAGUAUGUUCUUUGAUCAAGACAUUUGAUCAAUUUGAAUUUGAUGGUUGCGAUAAUUGCGAUGAAUUUUUACGUAUGAAGAAUAAUAAGGAUAAUGUUUUUGAUUGUACAAGCUCCAAUUUCGAUGGUAUGAUUGCUGCAAUGAGUCCUGAGGAUAGUUGGGUUUGCAAAUGGCAAAGAAUAAAUCGGUUUUGUAAAGGUGUAUAUGCAAUAUCAGUAUCAGGACGAUUACCAGCAGGUGUUAUAAGAGAGAUGAAAAGCAGAGGAAUAGCGUACAGACCACGUGAUACAAGCCAAAGAUAAUUUCAAAAUUUGUAUUGUUACUACCAUGUUUUCUUGUAAUAUUAUUUAUUAGAAUAUUGUAAUUAUUUAUCUUGUAUUUGCACUAAGAAUUUUAUAAGAUUUUCACGAAAAUAUUA
Messenger RNA from Bombus pascuorum, 556 nucleotides. It is a transcript of the gene spt4, whose product is annotated as transcription elongation factor SPT4-A. NCBI's taxonomy places the organism in Eukaryota, Metazoa, Arthropoda, Insecta, Hymenoptera, Apidae. The transcript has 4 exons. Gene Ontology annotation, molecular function: RNA polymerase II complex binding; zinc ion binding. The coding region runs from base 96 to 440 and encodes 114 amino acids. Gene Ontology annotation, cellular component: DSIF complex; nucleus. The record is from RefSeq and is a predicted model, not a curated record. Gene Ontology annotation, biological process: positive regulation of DNA-templated transcription, elongation; chromatin organization; mRNA processing.